This is a messenger RNA of Perognathus longimembris pacificus (Pacific pocket mouse), 856 nucleotides long. RefSeq names its product ribosomal protein S19 binding protein 1 (gene Rps19bp1). The transcript has 4 exons. NCBI's taxonomy places the organism in Eukaryota, Metazoa, Chordata, Mammalia, Rodentia, Heteromyidae. Gene Ontology annotation, cellular component: nucleolus. The record is from RefSeq and is a predicted model, not a curated record. Bases 72 to 506 code for a protein of 144 amino acids. Gene Ontology annotation, molecular function: enzyme binding.
UCGGGUUUCCACCGGAAGGGGAGCACCGCCAAGGCGGAAGGAAGCAGCGCGAGGCGGGGCGGGGCGCAGUCAUGUCGGCCGCCUUGCUGCGGCGAGGCCUGGAGCUGCUGGCGGCCUCCGAAGCCUCCGGUGCGGGAGCGGCGCCGGGCCGGGCCCAGCCGAGCGGGGCUCCGACGAAGCGAGGCCGGAGGGCGAGAGCCAAGGCGAAGGCGACUCAGGCCCCGAAGCUGCGGAACUCGGCCAAGGGCAAGGUCCCCAAGUCGGCGCUUGCUGAGUACCAGAAGCGGGAGCGUCGAGACCACCUCAGAGCAAACCUCAAGUUUAUGACAAGUGCGAGAAGCACCGUGGCGGAAUCUGUUACCCAGCAGAUUCUGCAGCAGAACCAGGGCCGCAAGGCUUGUGAUCGUCCUGUGGAGAAGAUGAAGAAGAAGAAGAAGAAGGCCGAGGGCACGGUGUUCACGGAGGAAGACUUCCAGAAGUUCCAGCUUGAGUACUUCGGCAGCUAGCUCCUGUGGGGCUCAACGGAUGGGAGAGGCCCCUAGAGCGGCCAUGGGCUUCACUGCCCCCGCCGGCCUGUGGGGGCCUACUGUGUGGUGGACGGCCAGUGAUGGUCAUGCAGGAAGAGCCGGGCUCUGGGACACCCAGAGCUGAAGCCCCCGGGACACUGGACUGGAUGGAGCUGGCACGCAGAAAACCCUGGGGCAGAUUUACAGCGGGACAGGAGCAGACUCCCCGAGGUUUAGGAGGCGCCAUGUGCACCUACCAAAAGGGAACUGCUGUUUGUUUGCUGGGCCCCUGGGAGCCAUACCUCCAGAAGAAGGAAGAAGGCUGCUGGGUGGUAGUAAAUGUGGCCUUU